AUGGCGGAGAUCCGGGUAGGUGAACUUCCAAUCACCUCGCAGCGCGCACUGAGGUACCUGUGCGUCAUCCUGGACAUACGCCUCUGCUUCAGAGAACACCUUGAGUAUCUUCACAAAAAAGCCAGCGUAACCGCAAGAUCUCUCACCAGGAUCCUGCUAAACACCAGGAGGCCCAAGCAGUGCAAGAGGAAGCUGCUCACGAGCGUCGUUACGUCGCAACUCCUCUAUGCAGCCCCAGCCUGGGCGGUGGCUGUGAGAGUCAAGAGCUACGUGGUGCAAGAAGCUCAGGAAGCCCGCCUCUUACGUGAGCCAGGAAACUCUUCGGCAAGGCGCGAGGUCAGGAGCAGUGCCAGGCGCAGGAGCAUCGCCCGGUGGCAGUGCAGCUGGAUCGGCCGAAAGCACGGCGAGGUAGACUUAUACCUGACACAAGCACUCAGUGGACACGGUUAUUUUCGAAGCUACCUCAAGCGAUACGGCCACGACUCAGAGGACCACUGCCCUGAAUGCGGUACCGGAGUGAAAGAGAACGUGCACCACGUUCUUUUUGAAUGCCAUCGAUUUUACCACGAGCGGCUAGCUCUGGAGGAGGUCGUGGGCGUUGCCAUCGGAGCUGUAGUAGCUGUAGUCCCCACCAUGCUUUCCAGCCAGAAGGCCUGGGACGCGACUGCCAUGUUCGUGGCAAGCGUCAUGAAAACGCUGAGGACCCUGGAGACGGAGAGAAGGAUGCGCGCGGAGUAG
Molecule: messenger RNA, 738 nt
Organism: Drosophila kikkawai
Lineage: Eukaryota; Metazoa; Arthropoda; Insecta; Diptera; Drosophilidae
Source: RefSeq, a predicted model, not a curated record